Messenger RNA from Vollenhovia emeryi, 1218 nucleotides. RefSeq lists its product as uncharacterized. NCBI's taxonomy places the organism in Eukaryota, Metazoa, Arthropoda, Insecta, Hymenoptera, Formicidae. The transcript has 2 exons. The record is from RefSeq and is a predicted model, not a curated record. Bases 71 to 364 code for a protein of 97 amino acids.
AAGCGACCUGCGUUGCAGCGCGCUUAGUUUCGUUUCGGAGUGGCCGAUUGUGAAAACGCGAAAUUUCAACAUGAGAUUUUACACUGUAAUCCUGGUCACGCUACUUCUGGUGGGCGUGAUUGCGGCGUAUCCGCAGAAAGACGGGCAAAUCUUCAGCAAUGAGGCAAUACGGCAGGCUCAGAACACAUAUCUUAUCCCCAAGGAUGCGACCAUACAAAAGGUCCAAGAGGGCAUCGAGCUGGCCGCUUACGAAUCGAUCCCCGGAGACCAGAGGAUCAAUCUCUUCGAGAUCUUGGGCGAACACGUGCCACCCGAAGUGGUGAACAAUCUUCAGACUCAGAUCGAUCAAAUAGGUCGAAAUUAAUUUCUGUUACAUCGUCAUCAUCACCAUCACCCCAUCAUCAGCAUAUAAAAAUAAUCUAAGUGCCUUUGUAGAAAGGUAUUUAUAAACAGCUGUUUCCUUUGUAUCUCGCUUUUAUAUCUGACAAAAUUCGUUUUAUGAUGUAGCAAGAGUUUUUACUUUUCAUAAAUAAAUGCAUGGGAAAAUAGUUUACAUGUGUCUGCGUCAUCUUCUGCUUGCGAUUACGUUUCACACCCGUUCGCAAAUAGAGAACUUAUCGGUGACAUCGAUAUUGCGUAUGCGAAGAAGCAUAAAAUCGUUAUGUACUUUACAACGAAGCACUUCAGGCUUGUCUCUCGUAAUUUCAUUGGUCUGCCGAUAGUGUCACAAACUAUCUUAGAAUUGAAAUAGGGAUUCCCUUAAAACGCGCAGUUUGCCAAUCGCAAAAUUAAUCAGGUAUUCUUGUCUUACAAGUUUAAAUUAUGUAUGCUAGCGAUAUAUCAUAGAGAAAGUUGCAGAGCUACUCAUCGAAGAAGCGUACUUUCACUUCUAUUCACCGUCUUGCUGAGCGUGGCUUUACUGUCUUGCCAUUUAUUACACGACACAGCUAAAUCGGAAAUUUCAGCAUAAUCAAAACACGACGGGGUUAUGAGAUCAUAUCUUCCGCUUUCUGCUCUGCUAAUUUUAUUGUCUCAUUAUUAUAAUACAUCUAUAUUGAGAACGGAAGGUCUCGAUUCAUACUUUUUGUGAAACUUUCACUUUCUUUCAUAUAUACAGCCGUGUGUAUGUAAAUCUACCAGAAAAAUCGUUAUAUAAUAAUGUACAGUUCGAUCAUCUUAUGCUAUCUGUUACAAAAGUUUAAUAGAAAAUAGUUACCA